This is a messenger RNA of Rhinocladiella mackenziei CBS 650.93, 918 nucleotides long. RefSeq lists its product as uncharacterized. NCBI's taxonomy places the organism in Eukaryota, Fungi, Ascomycota, Eurotiomycetes, Chaetothyriales, Herpotrichiellaceae. The record is from RefSeq and is a predicted model, not a curated record. Gene Ontology annotation, molecular function: oxidoreductase activity, acting on the CH-OH group of donors, NAD or NADP as acceptor. The transcript has 2 exons. Bases 1 to 918 code for a protein of 305 amino acids.
AUGCCCAAGGACGUAGUAUACAGGCCGCAUGAGGGCAAGUUUGGGAUCAUUACCGGGGGUUCACGAGGCAUUGGAGCCGCUGUGGCGCGAAACCUCGCCGCCAAAGGAUGCUCCCUGCUGCUUGUCUACACCUCCGACUCGUCGACGGAACCUACCAGGGCUCUCUGCAGUGAACUUGCCGAAGAGCAUGGAGCACUCUGCGUUCCUGUACAGGCCGACCUGGCUGAUCCGACUCGAAGUAUUCCCCAUAUUCUCACCACGGCAAGGAACCAUUUCUCGCAUCCUCGGACUGGAGUGUUCCAGGUGGACAUCAUCAUCAAUAACGCCGGCAUUGGGGGCAAUAAAGUGUUGAACGAUCCGGACCUGGGUCCGAUUGAAGAAACCCAAUUUCACAGACAAUAUAAUGUCAAUGUCCUGGCGCCAUUGUUGCUUGUGCAAGCAUGUCAGCCUUACCUCCCCAAGGAUCGAUCGGGUCGAAUUGUUAAUGUAUCGAGCGUAUCUUCAUCCAUCGGCUGCGAAUCACAAUCAAUAUAUGCGGGAACCAAGGCGGCACUGGAGGCCAUGACUCGAGUAUGGGCAAGAGAAUUGGCGGAGAAUUGUACCGUCAAUGCCAUCAAUCCGGGACCGGUGUGGGGAGAUAUGUACAGUGAAGCCGGAGAGACUUUUUGGAAGGUGAACCAGAAAUACGUGGAUAGCGCUCCUUUGAUGACUUAUACGGGCGAUGACGCGACGAGAGCCCGUGCGGGAGGUGAUCCAAACGAAUAUGAUCAGACGGUGAUGAAACGUAUGGGCGGAAAGAGACCGGCUUUUACGGAUGAGAUUGCUGGUGUGGUUGGCAUGCUCUGCUCUGAGGAGAGUGGGUGGACGACAGGGAGUGUAAUUUGCGCCAAUGGUGGCAUGAAGAUGUCGAUAGCAUGA